CAGUUGGUGAGAGUUGUAAACGUUUCCCUGUAUUUGCUUUAUCUUACUGGAGACGAAAAUGUCAUGACAGGUUGAUUAUAUCACAGACGCGAGAUCGAUCAAUACGAUUAACGAUCAUAGUUCUUCGUCUUUGCUGAAAAAAACUUAAGGAUCAUUUACGUUUAGGCUAUAAUUCAAGUUUACAUUUUUAUUUCUGAUUAAGGCAUUAGUAUGCCUGGAUUAGAUUAUAAAUUUCUGGAGCGUCCAAUGAGGAGGUCUCUUUGCCUUCUGUGUAACAAGCCGAUGAGGGAGCCAGUGCAGGUGUCCACCUGUGGUCAUAGAUUCUGUGACACCUGUCUGCAGGAGUAUCUCAGUGAAGGAGUGUUCAAGUGCCCAGAGGACCAGCUGCCACUGGAUUAUGCCAAAAUUUUUCCAGAUGUGGAGCUGGAACAGCAGAUUCUUGCAAUGCCCAUCCGCUGCAUACACAGUGAAGAGGGCUGCCGGUGGACUGCACAGAACAAGCUGCUCCAGGCCCAUUUGUCAGUGUGUGAGUUUAACGUGGUGUCGUGUCCGAAUCGCUGCUCUGUGAAGUUGUUGAGGCGAGAACUGCCUGAGCACUUGCAGCAUGAUUGUGUCAAGAGAAAGCUUGACUGUGACCACUGUGGCAAAGAGUUCACCGGCGAGGCAUAUGAGAGUCACCAGGGAGAUUGCCCAGAGGAAAGUGUGUAUUGUGAGAAUAAAUGUGGUGAUCGUAUGGUGCGCAGACUGUUGACCCAGCACUCUGUGUCUGAAUGCCCCAAGCGCAAACUGCCCUGCAGAUACUGCAGGAAAGAGUUCCUCUAUGACACUAUUCAGCAUCAUCAGCAACAGUGUCCACGCUUUCCUGUGCAGUGUCCUAACAGGUGCGGCACACCUGGAAUCACCCGAGAUAAUUUAAUGGCUCAUACAAAAGAAGGCUGUAGCGCUGCUAUGGUGCUUUGCCCAUUUAAAGAGUCUGGCUGCAAACAUAGGUGCCCUAAGACUGCAGUGGGACGGCACCUUGAGGAGGCCACCCAUUCACACCUCUCUCUGCUGUGUGGUCUGGUGAACCGCCAGAGACUGGAGCUCAGGGAACUCCGGCGUGGGGUGGAAGAACUCUCUGGAAGCCGAGAUGGCACACUGCUCUGGAAGCUCAUCGACUACAGCAAACGACUGCAGGAGGCCAAGAGCAGGACAGAUGGGAGUUUGGAACUAUUUAGUCCUGCCUUCUAUUCCCAUAACUAUGGUUACCGUCUGCAAGUGUCUGUUUUCCUCAAUGGAAAUGGCAGUGGCGAGGGCUCAUACCUGUCCGUCUACAUUCGUGUUUUACCAGGAGAGUAUGAUGGGCUGCUGGAGUGGCCUUUUCCUUACCAUGUUACAUUCUCGCUUCUGGAUCAGAGUGACCCAGCAUUCACCAAACCACUGCAUGUCACAGAGAGCUUCAGCCCAGAUCCCACCUGGAAAAACUUCCAGAGGCCACGGCCUGGAGCUCUGGGAAGUGUUCGUAGAGGCUGUCUGGAUGAGAGCAUGUUGGGGUUUGGCUACCCAAAGUUCAUUGCCCAUGAGGAGAUGAAGAAGAGGAACUAUAUCAGAGACAAUGCUAUCUUCAUUAAAGCCUCCAUAGAUGUGGUCCAAAAGAUAAUUGACUGAACUAAGGUGCAAGCAGUUCUAGGACCAUAUUCACAGUAGCACCAUCUUUAACUUUUUACAGGAAUGACAACAAGGCUGUAAGGGAUGCACUUACAUUCUCUUCAAGGAAUUGCACUGUUGUUUAAAUUAUUUUGGAUCGUUGGUGACAAAACGUUUAAAAUAUCAGAAGAAAAAGCUCCAGAAGCUUUAUACAGCUUUAUACAGUGCAUUCCAUUGAAGAAACUGUAAGUCUAUUCCUCACAGCCUCAUUUUCAUUAACGUAAAUAUUGAAAUAUGGCACUACUGUGAAUAAGGUUUAUAUAGGCCUAGAUGUUAAAAAAUGUGAAUAUAUAUCUCUAAAUGCCCUUUUUUGUUUUACUCAAAAUGAGGAUGAAAAUCAAUGCAUCAUCUUAUUAUGUUUAAAUAUAAUCAGGGCUUUACCACAGAUGAGGGAUAUUUAGGUACUGAAGAAUAGAAUG
This is a messenger RNA of Xyrauchen texanus (razorback sucker), 2105 nucleotides long. RefSeq names its product TNF receptor-associated factor 4-like. The coding region runs from base 211 to 1647 and encodes 478 amino acids. The record is from RefSeq and is a predicted model, not a curated record. Gene Ontology annotation, molecular function: zinc ion binding; protein binding. Lineage: Eukaryota; Metazoa; Chordata; Actinopteri; Cypriniformes; Catostomidae. The transcript is spliced from 7 exons. Gene Ontology annotation, cellular component: plasma membrane signaling receptor complex. Gene Ontology annotation, biological process: regulation of canonical NF-kappaB signal transduction; regulation of apoptotic process; positive regulation of JNK cascade.